UUUUUAUUUUAAAUUUAUAGACUACCCUGUCUGGUCCCCUUUCCUUUACUCCUCCCUUCCCCAUGAGAAGUUACCGGGUGUAGCCGGUAUCAUAAAGGCACUCGGACAGAUUAAUGCCGGUUGUUCAGUGGGUUAGAAAUUGACCGCGGUUGGAAUGAUUGCCACUACCUCCACGAUUUUGACCCACCCUUGGUUAAGUUUCUCGACCCCUCAUCAGACACACACAGAGACGGACAGAGACGAGAAAAAGAAGAAACCACAGAGAAAGAUAGAGAGAGAGAAAGCUUUUUUCGGAGUUUUGUACGGGCUCUGAUAUUUGAUCUGCUACAAUUGCGAUAGGUGAAAGAGAAGAAGAUAGAGGCUUAGGUGUUAUAUGCAGAAGGAAGGGGAAGUGAAAGCGACUAGAGAUUGGAAGUGGAAAGGGAGAAUAAUUGAUUGAUUGAUGCAUAAAUCGAGAAGAUUGGUGGUGGAUUGAGAGAAAUAUAGGCUUCCUUUCUGAGUUGAAGAGGAGAGCUUGGGUUUUAGCGACGGUGGUUAUGGUAGAUUGAGUUGAAUUUGAGUUUGGGUUUUCAGUUUCGAGUGAGGAAUUUGACAGUAUCAGAUGAGAGAUCUGAGCUAAAAAGAUUUACAAGAAAUGACUACUUCGGAGGUAUCAAUAAAAGGAAACUGUGUUAACGGAAGAGGAGAGAGUUUUUCUUCUGGUUAUAGUGAACCAAAUGAUGCUAGGAGCGCCAUGGAAGGGCAAAAUGGUCAUUCCACUUGUACAGCUGUCGUCAGAGACCCCGAAACGGCGCUGUAUACGGAGCUAUGGCAUGCAUGUGCUGGACCUCUAGUGACGGUCCCUCGCGAAGGAGAGCGCGUGUUCUACUUUCCUCAAGGUCACAUAGAACAGGUUGAGGCGUCUACUAAUCAGGUAGCAGACCAGCAGAUGCCACUGUAUAAUCUUCCAUCGAAGAUCCUUUGUCGUGUGAUUAACGUUCAAUUAAAGGCUGAACCGGACACCGAUGAGGUUUUUGCACAAGUGACUUUACUUCCUGAGCCUAUUCAGGAUGAGAACACUGUGGGCAAGGAGCCUCCCACUCCUCAACCACCACGGUUCCUCGUGCAUUCCUUUUGCAAGACCCUGACUGCCUCAGAUACAAGCACCCAUGGUGGGUUUUCAGUGCUCAGGCGGCAUGCGGAUGAAUGUCUUCCACCAUUGGACAUGUCAAGGCAACCUCCAAGCCAGGAGUUGGUUGCUAAGGAUUUGCAUGGAAAUGAGUGGCGAUUCCGGCAUAUCUUUCGGGGUCAACCACGAAGACACUUGCUUCAAAGUGGUUGGAGUGUUUUUGUUAGCUCCAAGAGGCUUGUUGCAGGGGAUGCGUUUAUAUUUUUAAGAGGUGAGAAUGGAGAACUACGUGUUGGUGUACGCCGUGCGAUGAGGCAGCAGGGCAUUGUUCCUUCAUCAGUAAUAUCAAGUCAUAGCAUGCAUCUUGGUGUGCUUGCAACAGCAUGGCAUGCUUGCACAACACAAACCAUAUUCACUGUGUAUUACAAACCUAGGACAAGCCCAGCUGAGUUUAUUGUUCCAUUUGAUCAGUACAUGGAGUCGGUGAAGAACAAUUAUUCGAUAGGAAUGAGGUUCAAAAUGAGAUUUGAAGGCGAAGAAGCUCCCGAACAGAGGUUUACUGGAACAAUAGUUGGAAUUGAAGAUGCUGAUCCACAAAGGUGGCAGGAUUCCAAAUGGAGAUGCCUCAAGGUGCGAUGGGAUGAGACUACCACCAUGCCUCGUCCCGAGAGAGUUUCUCCUUGGAAAAUUGAACCUGCUUUGGCUCCUUCUGCCCUGAAUCCCCUUCCACUGCCCAGGCCAAAAAGGCCUCGAUCUAAUGCAGUACCUUCAUCCCCCGAUUCCUCCGUGCUUCCUAGGGAAGGUUCAUCCAAAGUUACUGUAGACCCUUCACCGGCUAUUGGGUUUUCAAGGGUCUUGCAAGGUCAAGAAUUCUCGACCUUGAGAGGCAACUUUGCCGAGAGUAACGAGUCUGACACUGCUGAAAAGUCAGUGAUGUGGCCUCCUGUAGAUGAUGAGAAGAUUGAUGUGGUUUCUGCUGCAAGAAGAUUUGGGUCAGAGAAUUGGGUUUCCUCUGGGAGGCAUGAACCAACAUGCACGGAUUUGCUCUCUGGUUUUGGGUCGAAUGCUGGAAUGGCUGAUCAAACUUCAGUAGCUGGUAAUCCAAUGAGAAAACAGUUACCAGAUCAAGAAGGGGGGAUUGGCUGUUGGUCCCUCUUGCCGUCUGGUCUCUCACUCAAGUUGGAUAAGAAAAAUGCUAAGCCUCCUUUGCAAGGUUCUGAUGUGCCUUAUCAAGUGCGAGGAAAUGGUAGAUUUAGUGGUUUUGGUGACUAUCCUAUGCUUAAAGGUCGUAGGAUCGAGCAUUCACAUGGAAACUGGUUGAUGCCUCCCCCAACUUCAUCCCAUUAUGAGAACCUUGUCCACUCAAGAGAUUUAAUGCCCAAAACAUCAUUGGUUCAAGAGCAUGAGAAUGGAAAAUCUAGAGAAGGAAACUGCAAGCUCUUCGGUAUUCCUCUCAUAAGUAAUUCCGUUGCAUCAGAGCCAGCAGUCUCUAAUAUUAAUGCAUUGAACAAGCGUGUGGGUCGUCCGCAAGCUCCUUCACAUCAAGUUCAUACAUUUGAAUCUGAUCGAAGGUCUGAAAAGUCAAAGGUCUCACAUUUGGCAGAGGAUCUUUCUGCUUGUAAUGAGCAGGACAAAAUAUUUCGGCUGGGUCAGCCCCAAACAAGAGAGGUUCCAAGCAAACCUUCUAAUGCCUCAACUAGGAGUUGUACUAAGGUUCACAAGCAGGGGAUUGCUCUUGUUAGGUCUGUGGACCUUACGAAGUUCAACAACUAUGGUGAAUUGAUUGCCGAAUUGGAUCAAUUAUUUGAAUUUGGAGGCGAAUUAAUGGCCCCUAAAAAGAAUUGGCUUGUUGUUUAUACUGAUGAUGAGGGUGAUAUGAUGCUUGUGGGAGAUGAUCCCUGGCAGGAAUUUUGUGCCAUGGUUCGCAAGAUUGGUAUCUACACUAGGGAGGAGGUCCAGAAGAUGAAGCCAGGAUCGUUGAGUUCAAGGGGUGAGGACAAUCCAGUUUCUGCAGAAGGCCUAGAUGCAGAAGAAGUGAGGUGUCCAUCAGCAUUUAGUGCAGGAAAUUGUUAGGCUUCACCAUAAUGGUUCUGGGUAAUAUUCUGGCUUUUUGGUGGAGGCAUGAGGAGUGCAAUAGUGACAUUCCAUUUGGUUAGAACUUUAAUUAGUUUGAGUUGAAAGUGACUUGUGAGUCUAUAUUGGCAGCAAGUUUGUCUCAGAAAUCAGAAUCAGACAUAGAUGUCGUUAAUGGUAUAAUCCAAUUUUGGAAAUGUUUUGGAGGUAAUAUUGAAUGGUGUCCUUUAUAUAUAUAAAUAUGUAUACCCGAAUUUGAAUUUCAAGCGUGGCUGCACCAGCCUUGCUUUUGCAACCACCCUCUCCCCCCCUUGUACAGAGAUGUUUUACCCCCUUUUUCAACCUGUGAAUGUAAGUAAGUUAGUACACCAUCUAAUUUCUUUUCAAGUAAGCAUAUCAUUGAUUUUGUUGCU
Messenger RNA from Durio zibethinus, 3594 nucleotides. RefSeq names its product auxin response factor 2A-like. The record is from RefSeq and is a predicted model, not a curated record. Gene Ontology annotation, cellular component: nucleus. Gene Ontology annotation, molecular function: DNA binding. NCBI's taxonomy places the organism in Eukaryota, Viridiplantae, Streptophyta, Magnoliopsida, Malvales, Malvaceae. Gene Ontology annotation, biological process: response to hormone; regulation of DNA-templated transcription.